This is a messenger RNA of Drosophila erecta, 1165 nucleotides long. RefSeq lists its product as uncharacterized. Lineage: Eukaryota; Metazoa; Arthropoda; Insecta; Diptera; Drosophilidae. Bases 1 to 1134 code for a protein of 377 amino acids. The record is from RefSeq and is a predicted model, not a curated record. The transcript is spliced from 4 exons.
AUGCAAAGCAUGCUUUCGAAUCGAUACAAUAGUAAGCGGAGCACUUUUUAUGAACGUUACGAAGCUGCUAGGAAGCGUCAUCCGAGUCUGCCCGAGUACGAGCGUCCGGUGGAGCCAACCACGUCGAAGCUUUCGAACUUCUCCGUUCACCGCCGCCACCGGUACCGUCAACUGAUCCAUCAGUCGCGCGAGCAGCUGGAGAACGACUCCUGGCUGUCCAGUAAUCGACUGCCCAUUGUGGUGCGCCACAACAUCGAGCUGCGGAACAACAAACUUUUGAUGUCCAGGUACAACGCGGAAACGGCUACCCAUGAGUUUAGCCACAAUGGCAAGCCGCGACGUGGUCGUCCUCCAACCGCCGCCACUGCGGCUAAACUAGCAUCUGAAUUCGCGAUUCAAGUCGGUGGCAUUUCCCAAAACCUGACCGACGAAGAUGAAAGCCAGUCCGAGUCGGACGUGGAGUCGAUGGACAAGGUAGCGGACAAGAUGCCGGACAAGAUAGCGGACAAGAUGGCGGACAAGGUGGCGGACAAGAAGACGGGCAAGGUGGAGGACAAGAAGGCGGAGGACUCCGAGGUCCCGGACCCCAUUAACAUCACAGUCGAGAGGGUCGAUCAAAAUCAAGGGGGGCCGCAGCCAAGUUCGAUGAGCAAUGCCAAUCAGGCUUUUACCCCAAACUGGGACUUUUCUUCAACUUUGAGCGCCUUUCCCAUCUCUCUUCAGAGCUUUGGCUUUAACUGGGCCGAACACUUCAAUGCAAUAUCAAGCCAAUACUACAAUCAUAUCGUGAACUCCGUCCCGUUUCCGGGCCAGGUACAGCCGUUCAAUCCAACACCAUUUGGCAGGCGUAUAUUCGGUGUUAACCCAUCGAUGGUGGGUGGUCACCCACCAUUUCGCGUCUAUUCGUGCCCCAUGGAGAACUGCAAGGAAAACUUUGAUUCGCGCCGCGCCAUGUACAAGCAUCAGCGCGAGACUGGCCACCACACCUGGUCACACAAUUGCGGCAAGUGUGGCCAGGUCUUCCGCACAGAAGGCUUCAAGCGCAUGCACUCCUCUAAUGCCUGUGAGCGCAAUCUGAGCAAGUUCAAAAUCGCUAAGCCGAAUGAACCUAAGCCAAGAACAAAGCCAGAAUAAAUCUGUCCCACCUAUCGCUCUUACUCUGCCG